ACACACACACACACACUCAUCCAACAGCUGAACAGUUGAAAAACAUUCAGGGCCGAGAAGUGUAGUCGAGUGGGUCAAAAAAAACAUUCAAAAUGUUGAGAGAAUUAAUAAGGGAGCGACUAAUGGCGGCGGCUGAUGAAAUAUCGGCGUGUUUUGAACGAACGAUAGCGCCCUACGAGGAGGAACUUUCUCGAACGAGAGAGGAGAACGAGCGACUUCGACAACAACUGGGAGCUUUAAGCAAGACUCAAAAUGUGUUCGGCGGUGAAGACGCCCAACAGCCCCCCCUCGUUAAGGAGGAAGAGGAGGAACUUUGGAUCACUCGGGAGGAGGGAGAGAGUCUUCUCGUGCCGGAGGAGGCUGAUCUCACCAAGUUGCCACUGACUGUUGUCUCCGUAAAGACUGAAGACCAACCACAAGCUGACCGCCUUUUUGCUCCGCUCUCAGAUAGCGACGGCACAACAUCACGCUCUCCCGAGGUCCAAGACGGCGGCGACACCCGAGGAACUAUGAGCAGCAACACAGGGAGUCAACCAAGCAACAAACACACGGGAUGCUCUGAAAGGGAGACGCGUAAAGAACAUUUGACCUGCUCAGUUUGCGCUAAAAUCUUUUCCAAAAAGAGCGAUUUCACUCGACACAUGCGGACGCACACCGGAGAAAAACCCUUUACAUGCUCGGUUUGUAGUAAGAAAUUCUGCCAGAAAGAAACUAUGGAAUCGCACAUGAGAACACACACGGGAGAGAAACCCUUUAGGUGUUUAGUUUGCGAUAAAAGAUUCUCUCACAACGCUUCUGUGGUGUCACACAUGAGAACGCACACAGGAGAGAAACCCUUUCAAUGUUCCGUUUGCAAUAAACGCUUUUCCCACAAUGCCACCAUGGUAUCCCACAUGAGAACGCAUACAGGUGAAAAACCCUUCAGUUGCUCAGUUUGUGGCGAGUACUUUUCUUACAGAUACAGCUUGACCCAACAUAUGAGAACACACACGGGAGAAAAACCCUUUACUUGUUCCGUUUGUGGUAAAAUGUUCUCCCAAAAGGUAAACAUGGAAUCACACAUGACAACGCACACUGGCGAAAAACCCUUUCGAUGUUCAGUUUGUGACAAAAGAUUCUCUCAAAAAGAAACCAUGUUAUCACACACGAGAAAACACACGGGAGAAAAACCCUUUCAAUGCUCCAUUUGCGAUAAAAGAUUCUCUCACAAUACAACCAUGGUUUCCCACAUGAGGACGCACACGGGAGAAAGACCUUUUAGUUGCUCAACUUGUGGCGAAAGCUUUCCUUACCGAUACAGUUUGACUCAACAUAUGCGGAAACACACCGGAGAAAAACCCUUUGGCUGUUCGGUUUGCGGUAAAAGAUUCUCUCAGAAGGUAAAUAUGGAAUCUCAUAUGAGAACACACGCAGGAGACAAAUGCUUGAGUUGCUCCGUUUGUGGUAAAAACUAUUCUUAUGAGAAAAGCCUAACCACACACAUGCUGACACACAACGGAGUAUAAACAUUUUCAUGUCCACUUUGUGCUAAAACUUUGUCAAAUCAUGGAAGUGGCAUGCGACAUGUUCUCUCUCUCUGUAUCUCUUUGUACUAUGUACAUACAGUGUGUAUGAAGUAUAUUUUUUAGUAUGAAGUACUCUGAAAGGGUUCCUGACAGGAUUCAGCCUUUGCUGGCCAGCCGUGAUGAGCUAGCGCUCACUGUUCACUCUCAUUUCCGCAAGUGAUGCCGUCAGAGUACGACCACUCUGGAAAACAAACACGACGGUGUACGAGACGGAGGUCAUUUGCACUGAUUAUCGAAAAGAUUUCAGCAAUGUGUCAAUCGUUUUCGAGGAAUGGAGAACUUGCAGAACAUGGCCUUAAGCCUUAGGACAUGAGGAUUGGUGGCCUUCCAAACAUGGAAUGGUACAUGUACGCCUCAAAAUGACCCUUUAAGCUCAAGUCGUUAUGUGGAUAAAACACCACAAUCGACAAGACCAAAGAGCUGCCAAGGGACCUCAGGGACAAGAAGCAUGUGAUGGAGGGACCGCUUGUGCAAAAUUUCUCCAUCUGCCAUUAAGAUGAUGAGAAAGGUGAGGAACCAGUCCGGACAGUCAUCAAGGAAAGCAUUUUGGUUUUUAGCAUUUAGCGUUUUGGUUUGUUUGAGUUGGACCUUCUGGAACAGAUUAA
Molecule: messenger RNA, 2170 nt
Organism: Doryrhamphus excisus (bluestripe pipefish)
Lineage: Eukaryota; Metazoa; Chordata; Actinopteri; Syngnathiformes; Syngnathidae
Biological process (GO): regulation of transcription by RNA polymerase II
Molecular function (GO): DNA-binding transcription factor activity, RNA polymerase II-specific; RNA polymerase II cis-regulatory region sequence-specific DNA binding
Source: RefSeq, a predicted model, not a curated record